UUUGCAGAGACAAACCUCGCACAAUAACCUCCAAAUACACAGCUAGCCAUGGCCGCACCAUCUGAUGAUUCUAAUAUCUCAAAGACAUUUGAGAAUAAAUUUUUACAAAAAGAUUCAUACGCUGAAGAGUUGAGAGAAUUGAUGGAUUCACUACCCAAAGAGAAAGGUUGGAUCACUCCAGAUAUGUACAACUACAAAGGCUUUUGGCUGGGUUCCAUUCACUUGCAAGGUGCUCUUAGAUGUCAAAAACACUUCCAAGCUCAAGAUUAUGAUAUUAUGCUAUGUAGCCUCCAAAAAACCGGCACAACCUGGCUGAAAUCUCUAUUAUUUGCCUUGAUCACUCGAAAACAGUACUUCCCUGCAGCUAUAUCACAGCAGCAAAUCCACCCUUUGCUCACAAAAAAUCCCCAUGAACUUAUUCCAGGCAUUGAAUUUUAUUAUGCAAUAGAAAACAGCCCUGAUUUCCCAAUGAAUAACGGGCGGAGGAUAUUGUCUACGCAUUUACCAGGAGCGUUGUUGCCAAAAUCGGUAUGGGAAUCGAAAUGCAAGCUCAUUUAUCUGUGCAGAAACCAAAAGGACACGGUGGUGUCGUUUUGGCACUUCAUGAAUAAGAGGAGGAGUAGUGAGCUUGGAGGCGCGGAAGCUAUGCCGUUUCCAGAGGCAUUUGACAGAUAUUGCAGGGGAGAAUUUCAGUUUGGGCCUUUCUGGGAUCAUAUGUUGGGUUACUGGAAAGAGAGUUUGGAGAAUCCUAGUAAGGUAUUGUUCUUGAAGUACGAGGAGAUUAAGGAAGAGCCUGAUGUUCAUCUAAAGCGGAUUGCAGCGUUCUUGGAUUGCCCAUUUUCUGAGGAGGAAAAAGAGUGUGGCGUAGUAGAUGGAAUCUUGAGGCUUUGUAGCUUCGAAAGCUUGAGCAACUUGGAGGUUAACAAGACUGGAAAGACCAUUUUUAGGCAAACUGGGAAUCAUGCUUUUUUCAGGAAAGGCAAGGUGGGAGAUUGGAGGAACCAUAUGAGUGAUGAAAUGGCCAACAAACUUGAUCAAAUUGUUGAUGAAAAGUUCAAAGGGACAGGUCAACCUGAAAGACGGGUCAAGGAGCAAGCAACCCGAGGUUGAGCCCACGCUGGUCGAGCCCAGCUGGGCCACCUCGGGUCCGAAUGGGCCCAGGCCGACAUCGUGGGCUGACCUCUGGGGGUCAUCUCGGUCGAGUCCCGUGCUCGGUUGAGGCCUUGGGUCUUGGUUGACGCGGUCUGCGUGUGAUGCGAUCCGAGGUCGUUGGAGGGCUUCCCUUCGUUCUCUCUGGGUUUGUUAGGCGGGGAUAGUAUAAAAACAUGCAUAGAUGUCCAGCUAAGACAUCUACUUUGUCCUAAACAAACUUUGUCUUGUUAUUACUAGAGUCUAACUUUGUAAUAGCAUCGUUUACCAUUAAUACAAGCUUAAUCUCUGUGAUUACCCA
Molecule: messenger RNA, 1450 nt
Organism: Ipomoea triloba (trilobed morning glory)
Lineage: Eukaryota; Viridiplantae; Streptophyta; Magnoliopsida; Solanales; Convolvulaceae
Product: cytosolic sulfotransferase 12-like
Exons: 2
Coding region: 49-1110 (353 amino acids)
Biological process (GO): sulfation
Cellular component (GO): cytoplasm
Molecular function (GO): sulfotransferase activity
Source: RefSeq, a predicted model, not a curated record